AUGUACAAGGUACUGGAGCGAAUUAUCCUGGACCGACUCAUUAAACAUCGCGAAGAUACGACGCGCGACGAGCAAGCUGGCUUUCGUCCUGGCCGAUCUACGAUUGACCAGGUGUUCAUCGUCAGGAGAGUGGUCGAAAUCUGGCAGCGGUAUUCGAAGCCAAUGCAACUAGCGUUUCUGGACUUUGAAGCCGUUUUCGACUCUCCUCACCGAGGCCGUCUUAUCAACGCGCUUCGCGCCGAUGGAGUACCAGGAAAGUUCGUUCGCUUGCUUGAUGACAUGAAUCAACGAACAACUGUUGCAGUUCGAACACCAGCCGGAUGUACAACACCGUUUGAAGUGGUAACUGGAGUAAGACAAGGAGCGGUGGCAGGACCCUACCGGUUCAAUUUCGCCAUCGACGACAUUAUGCGAAGAACAGUCGACCAGUGUCCUGUCGACAUUGGCUUAGCACCAUCAGGGUGCCCCUUGACUGACCUCGAGUACGCCGACGAUGUUGUUAUAUUUGCGGAAAGCAGUACGAAACGUCAGCAUGUUGUCAACCUUGUAUCGAAGCUGGCUGCAGCCUACGGACUACGCCUACGCCCUGAUAAAUGCAAGCAGAUGUGGAUCUCUUCGAGACCUCGAACGGGAAUCAGGGUGGACGGACAACCGAUAGAACUCGUCGAUGAGUUCUAUUACCUGGGCUGUAUGCUGAAGAACAACGGCAGCUACGAGAGAGAUGUUCAGCAAAGAUGCGCUAAGGCCAAAUCUGCAUUUAACUCCUUAACGAAAUGUCUGUGGUCGACCCCCAUCACCAACGAAGUCAAGCUGCGAGUCUACCCAUCCGCAAUUCGCCCCAUCAUGAUGUACGGAUCGGAGACUUGGGCAGCACCAUCAACGGUUAUGGAGAGGCUUGACGGCACGGAACGGAAGCUGCUUAGACUGCUACUUGGCUACUUUUGGCCUAGGGAGACCGGCAGAUCGCCUUGUUCAACGAGUUCUGAGGAGUUCGUCGGGUUCGAGCUGGAAGAAGCCACCUGGCCGAAAACGCGAGACGUAAGGUUUCGCAGAGUAUGGAAUAGCGACGAAUGGAUUGAUUCUGUGCAAGCUCUCGCAGAAGAUCGAGAAGGUUGGGCAGAGCUGUGUUUAAGGACGGCACACCUCGGCGAAGAUGCGGUGAGAAUGCACUUUGCACUUUGCUUUGCUUUGGUAGCCAUUGUCACUGCCCAAGAACAGAACAGCAGAUUUGAUUUUAACGGAGGCCGAGUAUUUCAAAACACCGGAAUCGUCACUAAUGAAAAACUUCCCUGUGGAUUCAGCUGUUCUCGAAAAACUGCCGUUUUGACGAUGGUGGAUGGAGUUUUCUCGCGAGCUGAAUGUUCGGACCCAAACGGAGAUGUGAGAGCAAGAUGUGGGCCGUGUUGUGAAAUGAGGGCAUUAUCUGUGGGAUUAUCAGCGCAAUCGGCUGCUGGUUUUCUGUCCGUCACUGGAGAAUGCGUUUGCUGCUUCGACAAUAAGAGCUGUUAA
This is a messenger RNA of Necator americanus (New World hookworm), 1509 nucleotides long. RefSeq lists its product as uncharacterized. Bases 1 to 1509 code for a protein of 502 amino acids. The transcript is spliced from 8 exons. Lineage: Eukaryota; Metazoa; Nematoda; Chromadorea; Rhabditida; Ancylostomatidae. The record is from RefSeq and is a predicted model, not a curated record.